UCGUUAUCGGCUCUGGUCCGCAGUUGGAAUCAAUCGGCCCAUGCAGAUUGCGAGAAGACAGCAGCACCCACAAUGACACUCGGACCUUUAUUCGUGUGAAACGAGACUGUCGUAAUUGCCGCUGCUAAUCCUGUUUCAAAAGGCUUCCGCUCGUGUACUUAUGCGACGCGUUUCUGCUCUCACUGUCAUUUUAGCGGUUGUUUGAAAACGAAAGGUAGCCAAAGUUUGUUUACAGAGCUAUGUGAAUUUAGGACUGAGGCAAACCAAGAGAACAAUCCACAGUUGAGCGUUUCAAAUUACAAACAGCUAGCCACUUGCUUCACUUCAUACUCAUGGCUGGAUGCUCGUUUUAUGGUGAGCUUCUUAUAAGUCUGAUGACUACCCUAAUGUGGAUAUCAUUAAUGGUGAAGGCCGAUGGUAAACAAACUCGAAAAAUUGCAGGAAAAUGUGAACUUUACACUGGAGACACGUGCAAGCAAUACCUCGGAGGAAAACAUGUUUUUAUAAAGGAUCUCUCAAGCCAAGCCUCGCUAGAAGCAAGAACAAAAAACUGGUUGGAAACAGCACAAUCCAUCAUAAGAAUUUCUGACAAAUGCUGGCCGCAUGCAAAAAUCUUGAUUUGUUAUCACAUAUUUCCAAUUUGUGAUGAAACAAAGCUGUCCCCUCUGAAUAAAAGAUUCUGUCAAGACGAAUGCAAGUUCCUGGAACAACAAGUUUGCCGGGAGGAAUUUGUGAUAGCGAAAAGCAUAAAUGCCAUCAAGCAGUUUGUCCCAUCAUGCUGGGCGCUUCCAAGAACUGGUACUCCAGCUCAUGCAAAUUGUCAAAAGUUACCAUCCUUGGUCCGUGAACUCGCUGUGGAAUAUUCGAGAAAUCUGACUGCCACAAACAAAGAUCGAGUAGCACUCAAGUGCCAUUUUAAGGCCUACAACUUUGAAAGAAAGUCUGACUUAAAAGUCUAUUGGGUGAGGAAUGGUACCAAGUUGAAUAUGAACAUACGGAAAUUCAGAUUGAAGCGGAGGAGCAGAGGCCGCUAUCAGUUCGUGUCAACAUUGAUAAUAAAGUAUGUGACAUUUGCCGACGCUGGGAAGUACGAUUGCGUUGCUGCUCAAGGAAAACUUUUUGCCAAGAGCAGUGUUUUUCUCUCUGUUUUAAAACGAGAUCCCCUUACUGAUGAUAAAGAAACUGAAGAGAAAGUGAAGAAGGUUCCUAACAAAUAUGGAGAUGGCCUUGGAAGAUGUGUCCCCUAUAAAGGACAAGUCUGUGCGAAGUACAUGAAGCAAAAGGGCAGCAACAAUGUGUUCGAAUAUAGCUUUAGCCCGCAGAGCCUAGUUGAAAAGCAGUUAGUCCGUGAAUUUAGAAGAAUUAAAAAGAAUAAUCAUUUUUCUGACAGGUGCCUGGAGAUGAGCCUUGCUAUUAUGUGCUUCAACGUUUUCAACACAUGCAAUAAGUCAGCCACUACACCUGCCUCUCGUUUAUGUCAUGAAGAUUGUCAUCUAUUUGACAAGGUCUAUUGCAAAUAUGAAGUAGAAAUGGCAAGGAAACACACUAGUGCCUUCGAGUUUCUGCCCGAUUGUACUCUCUUGCCACAAGAGAACAAGCUUUGCGAGCCAAUGAAAGACAUUGUAUUUGGCGGAAGCAAAAACGGUACAAAGUGUUACAAGGGUGUUGGCAAAGACUAUGAUGGUAAGGUCAAUAUUAGCAAGACAGGAAAAGCGUGUGAGCCUUGGAUUAAUCAUUCACCCGUUUACAAGUUCACGCACAAUUAUUGCCGGAAUUUCGGAGGGGAGAACUAUGCUCCAUGGUGUUUCGUUGCUGGUGGGAAAAAGGAAUUCUGUGACAUACUGAAGUGUGACAAAUCUGCUAAUGAUUCGUCUUCUGAUUCCACUAUCAGCGGAUGCUACAGUGACGUUGGUGAAGACUACCGUGGUCAGAUAAAAGUGUCGCAGUCCGGCAAACAGUGUUUGCAGUGGAAUGUCGUUGGUUCGUAUGAAGCUCGACACAGUUACUGUAGAAAUUAUGGAGGAAAAAGGGAGGCCCCCUGGUGCUAUGUAAGCAAAGAUAAAAAGGAAUACUGCGACAUACCCAAGUGUCGUCUCUCAGCAAAGAUCGCAAGUGGCAGUUCUCCAUCUCUUGUUUACUACGUUGUUCCAGUAGCAAUAGUGCUCUCCGUUCUCCUGCUGGUUGUUUUGGUAAUGCUGUUAUACCUGAAGCAGCAAAAGAAAGGCGAAUCGUCUAGUCAUAGCUCUGCUCAGGUGCCAAAUGGCGAUGCAGUAGCAGUUACGACCGUUAAGGUCAGCAAGGACAAAAUAGGUAGUCCACGUGUUCCAGGACCAAUGGACAAGGUACCGGAAGUUAACAAUUGCUCUGUUAACUUCUUAGAAAUGAUUGGAAAAGGAUUCUUCAUGGAGCUAUGGAAAGCAGAGCUCGUAGAGAAUGACCAGAGUGUGACACCAUUAUUAGUAAAACGGUUAAGUGCCGAUGCAACCAAAGGCUUAGUAAACGCCUUUAAUCUUGAGAUAAGCAACGUUAGGGGACUUGAUAAUCCCAAUAUAGCAGAACUUUUGUGUGUUUCCAAGCCUGGUGCUGUUCCUUUUCUCGGAUACGGAGGUGAUAGUCAGCGUGAUCUCAAGACCUGCCUUAUGCAGUCAAGACCAGAUGCAUGCUUAGAAAGUCGGUUUAUGUGCGUAGAUUACGAUGUUCUUAUUGAUAUGGCGGUGCAGAUUUGCAGUGGUGUAGAGUAUCUGCAUGAGAACAGCAUUGUCCAUAAGGACCUCGGAACCCGCAGUUGCCUUAUUGAUAGCGAUUGUACUGUUAAAAUAGCUCACUUUGGCAUCGGACUGUACCUUCAUCCGGGGGACUAUUAUCACGAUAACUACAUGACACUGCCAGCCAGAUGGAUGUCACCAGAAGCACUUCAAACAAAGAAGUUCACAAAAAGCAACGAUAUAUGGUCUCUUGGUGUCCUGUUCUGGGAGCUUUUCUCGUUUGCUGACAGACCUUAUGGUGAUGUGUCGGACAAAGAGGCCAUGGCUUUAGUUUCUCAAGGACAUUUGUUACAAUGUCCGGAUGAGUGUCCGGCGGGUUUUUAUAGUCUGAUGAAAGAGUGCUGGACUAUGGACCCCGAUGAAAGGAUGAAACUGAACUUAAUUAUGGAAAAGCUUACUUCGUGGAAUGGUACAGUUUGUUAGCUUCGUCAACAUUUAUCAGCAAUUAGGUCUUUUUUGGUAGAAGUUAAAUCAUUUUUUACGUUUUGUAAACACAGACAUUUUAUUUGGAUGCAUUUUCAUUACGGCAUGCCAACUAAACUAUUCUUUAUUUUGUGACAUGCCAGCAUUAUAACCUUUAUGUUAGUCAAUUGUAAUGUACCUCUGCCGACAAGGUCUUAUGACGCAACAGGGCUAGGCUAGACAUUUUAUACUGACAUUAAAUAUACACUUCCAUUUCCUCUUUUUAGAGAACAUAUUUUCGAAGGGUAGAGGUCAUAAAACUUUAUGUUGGUUUUCAUAUGUCAUUAUUUCAUGAUUCAGGUUGAUAAAUACUGUAACGAUCUGUAACGACACACGACCACCAAUGCCAAGAAAUCUUUGUGACCUCACCCUUCAAAAAGAGCUUCAGUCCCAAUUUUAAGUGUCUUUCCAGAAUCGCUUUUUAUCUUUUUACAUAGUUAAGGAGCCAUCCUUUGACAAUAAAAAGCAUUUAGAAUCCUCAUGUAGGCUCAUUUUCAGCAUGAAGGCAGCUACCCGCUUCCCUUGCACUGCCAAACUCAUAAGCUAUAAAUUCAGCAGGUCGCCUCGUAGUCGACACUAGAUUCAUCACAUGUCCCAAUUGACUCUCUUCACGAACACAAGUGCCUUUUCUCCUGAGUAAAGGACCUUUCCUUUAUAUUUUUUGAAAAACCAGACCGAAUUGUAUUUGUCUUGAGAAACAAGACCGGUCGGUUGGUAGUGCGUUAGGUGAACCAACUCUGUCAUUAUAUCUGUGCUUUUGAUACUUUUUUCUAGAACAGUAUGUUCCUUCAUGCCGAUAUCUACCAAUGUAGUUUUGCUGAUUUCAUUAUUUCAUUUCCCAAGUAAUUUCAUCUCAAGCGGAACUGGGCUACUUCUAUGAGAAACUAACAAAACUUUUCCUGUCUUCAAAAAUUUUUCGUUAAAUUACUGGCUAAUGCUAUAGAUUUCGCGAAAAAAAUCAGCACCAAUUGUGCUAAAUUUGGUAUUAUUGCACAGAAGAGCAUUGGUAAUGAAGAUGCUAAGAAAUCAUAAGUAAGACUAUGAAAUUAAUUAUAACUUGUUUCGAAUUGAGUCUUAUGACGGUCCAAAUGAAUUAUUUCCAGCCCACAUCUAAACGUUAGCUUCAGGGAAAUAUUUUAUGUGUAGUUUUCGUGUUGUGAGAACUUGAAAAUCCUGUAGAUAUUCGUGUAAAUAAAUGUAAAAUAUUAUUGCUUUGAUAUGCAGUCCAUCAGUAAUUAUUUAAAUGAAAGUGAUUGACGAAAUCUAAUUAUGUAAUUU
This is a messenger RNA of Rhopilema esculentum, 4505 nucleotides long. Its product is annotated as inactive tyrosine-protein kinase transmembrane receptor ROR1. Gene Ontology annotation, biological process: protein phosphorylation; positive regulation of kinase activity; cell surface receptor protein tyrosine kinase signaling pathway. Gene Ontology annotation, molecular function: ATP binding; signaling receptor binding; transmembrane receptor protein tyrosine kinase activity. The record is from RefSeq and is a predicted model, not a curated record. NCBI's taxonomy places the organism in Eukaryota, Metazoa, Cnidaria, Scyphozoa, Rhizostomeae, Rhizostomatidae. Gene Ontology annotation, cellular component: plasma membrane; signaling receptor complex.